AUGUUCUUCUUCCACGUCUUCUCUGGCCAGAGAAUAGACCUUCCUGAAUUCCCAGUCCCGGAACUCACUGAUCAUGUUGCAGCAGUUUCAUGUCCUCCCUCGACAACUUCCCAAGAUUGCGUGGUUUGUGUCAUUAGCCGCAGCAGGGAUGCUGAAUUGGAAGCCAAGGUACUUCACCUUGGAGAAGAUCAGGCUUGGAUUGAAUCAAAGCAUUCUCGUUCCCGAGUUCACACCGAUACAAUCAAAUGUGCUGUUUAUCACACUGGAAUGGGAAUGUUCUGCUUUUUCGAUAGAGCUGCUUCCAGUACCAUGAUCACCAUAUCUACUGAAAAGCGACCUAUCGAAUGGAAAUGUAUUGAAUUCGGACCCGCAAAAACUGAGGAAAAUGUCGAGCCAUCAAGAUCAAAAUAUUUUACUCUUGUCAUGCAUAAGUUGAAGAAUAAUUUUAAGGACAUGAAGAAGAAGCGGGGGUUGACAGAGGAUGUUUCAAUUUCUACUUGUGGGACAAUUACACCGUCAAAAGAAUGUUGGAACAAUUUUAUUUAUAAUGAGAGCAUCAGCGACAACGAUGACGAAUCUAAGAACCGUUGUUUCAAAGGGGUAUGGAUCCAACCAACAUUCUCACAAAACUCCUUCAAAGAUGAUGAAGAGUUCGUGACUUUAAUCGAGAGCGUUAUUUGA
Messenger RNA from Rosa rugosa (rugosa rose), 681 nucleotides. RefSeq lists its product as uncharacterized. The transcript has a single exon. The record is from RefSeq and is a predicted model, not a curated record. Bases 1 to 681 code for a protein of 226 amino acids. NCBI's taxonomy places the organism in Eukaryota, Viridiplantae, Streptophyta, Magnoliopsida, Rosales, Rosaceae.